UCUAUAUAAGCCGAGCGGUGGCACACAGCGUUUAAUCCUGAGGUGUUCAGAGGUAAAAUGUGUCGUCUUCAUCUACAGCUAUUCACCGGAGUUACAGUCACCAAUCCUACUAUCAGACACCUCGAACCUCUACCGAUAGCUCAUUUUAGCCGUAUUUCUGAGAGACGCUUUAGUAAAAAGUGCUCAUCUAUCGGCUGAUUCAUACUACACCGCGGCAAUACAGAAAGAAACCACCGGCAUCGCCGGACACCGGGAACCGGAGCGGAGAGGAGCGGCUACUGCGGGGCAGCAAACAUGCCUAAGAAUAAAAAGAGGAGCGCCGGCGCCGCCAGAACCGCGGGUGGUCGGCAGAAAAAUCUCUGUCCAUAUAGUGAUGAUGAUUCCUCACUCGAAACCAUGAGCCAGUGCAGUAGUUUUAGUGAUGCUGCCAGCCUUCAGGAUGAUGCAGGUGCUGAAGUUGAUGAAAUAGCAGCUCAGGAAGAGUUUGAAUUCAAAUUAAAGGGUCUUAUUGAACUUACAAUGGACAAAGGCGCAAAGACAAGGCAAGCUGCCCUUGAAGGACUGAAGAAUGGCUUGGCAUCCAAAAUAUUAUAUGACUUUAUCCUAGAAAGAAGGCUAACAAUCACAGACAGCAUUGAGCGCUGCAUAAAGAAAGGAAAAGGUGAAGAACAGCGUUUAGCAGCAGCUCUAGCCUGCCUCCUUUGCUGCCAGCUUGGCUCUGGCAAUGAAAGUGAAGAGGUGUUUAAAACCUUGGCUCCAAUUCUAAAGACUAUUAUUUGUGACAGAAGUGCAAGUACCCAGGCACGUCAGGCUUGUGCUACAUACUUGGGCCUCUGCUGCUUUAUUGCUGCUGAUGACAUUGAGGAGUUAUAUGGAACAAUGGAGUGUUUGGAAAAUAUCUUCACCAAGCAGUAUCGUUCUGAAGGCGGGGCUGAUAACUGUUCAGCUCUUCACAUCCAAGCUCUCCAAUCGUGGACCCUUCUGCUGACAAUCUGUCAUACAAGUGAAGCAAAGAAAAAAAUAGACAUACAUCUACCCAAACUUCCACGACUGCUUUCCUGUGAGGAUGUGAACAUGAGAAUUACGGCUGGGGAGACGCUGGCUGUCCUCUUUGAAAUGGCUCGAGAAGCAGAUGCUGAUUUUUAUUAUGAAGAAAUUGAACCCCUGACGCAGACAUUGAAGGCUUUGGCUACUGACUGUAAUAAACACAGAGCCAAAGUAGACAGACGAAAGCAACGCUCGGUUUUCCGGGAUGUACUCCGAGCUGUUGAGGAUGGAGACUUUCAGGCUGAGAUGAUCCGCUUUGGCAGAGAGCGCAUGCACAUUGACUGCUGGGUGAAAAGACUUACAUAUGAUGUUUUCAAGGAGCUGUUUGGCUCUGGAAUGCAGCUUCAUCUUCUGACAAAUGGCUUUCUGCGCAGUAUUUUCGAGCUUGGACCACCAUUGUGCUUAAGUGCAGCUGCUAUUGGAGCAAUGAAAACAUCCCGUGUUGAAAGGCACAUGAACAACUCUGCUGCUUUCAAAGCUCGCACAAAAGCUAGAAGCAAACUGCGUGACAAGAGAGCAGAUGUCGGAGAGUUCUAAGUAUUCAGGAUGGGAUCCAACCUGCAAAUUUGUGUACACGUCAAAUGAAAAGAACAGUUCCUUAGAGUUGGCUUAGGCUGUUCUCACAAGUGGGAUGAAUGGCUUUAGCAGUGCGUUAUGUUUG
Molecule: messenger RNA, 1708 nt
Organism: Nanorana parkeri
Lineage: Eukaryota; Metazoa; Chordata; Amphibia; Anura; Dicroglossidae
Gene: IFRD1
Product: interferon related developmental regulator 1
Exons: 12
Coding region: 295-1584 (429 amino acids)
Cellular component (GO): nucleus
Source: RefSeq, a predicted model, not a curated record